AUGUCUAAACGAGUAGCAGAAGAAUUGUCUUUAACUGAUAAGGAGAUUCGUUAUAAUGCAACAACUUCUUCAAAGACAACCAUAAAAUUUAUGACUGAUGGCGUUUUACUACGUGAACUUGCGGGAGAUUUUUUACUAUCACGAUAUUCAGCUAUUAUUAUCGAUGAGGCUCAUGAAAGAAGCUUAAACACUGAUAUUUUGAUUGGAGUUGUGAGUCGUGUUCUUCGACUGCGUGCUGAAUUGUCGGAAGAGGAGAAGGGCAGAAUUAGGCCGUUAAAGAUUAUUAUCAUGUCAGCUACAUUACGUGUUUCUGAUUUUACGGAAAAUAAAACGCUCUUCAAAAUCCCUCCCCCCGUAAUAAACGUUAAUGCUAGACAAUUUCCGGUAUCUAUUCAUUUCAACAAACGUACACCAAAAAUCGAUUAUGUCACCGAAGCAUAUAAAAAAGUGUGCAAGAUACACACACGACUUCCGCAUGGAGGUAUUCUUGUCUUUCUGACCGGACAAAAUGAGAUCUCGAUUAUUUGUAAAAAACUACGGAAGAAAUUCUCAAAUAUUCGAGCUAGUGGCAGUAAACAGUAUUAUCAGGAACAACAGGCCAUGAAUGAGAGCUUUGAAAAGUCAAGGGAAAAUUUAACGGCUAAAGAAGCUGAUAUUGAACCUGAGGAAUUAGCCAUUGGUGAUGACGAAGAAGAUGAACCAGAAACCUUUGAAUCACAAUCCGAAGAUACAGAAGAGGAAGGAUUUGAUAAUGGUGGAGAUGAACAAGAAGCAGAUGUUCCACUUCAUGUUCUUCCAUUAUAUUCUUUACUUCCAAUCCAAGCACAAAUGCGAGUUUUUGAAUCUCCACCUGAAGGAACUCGUUUAUGUGUAAUCGCCACAAACAUCGCAGAGACAUCUCUAACAAUUCCCGGAAUCAAAUAUGUGGUUGAUUGUGGCAAGGUCAAAGAACGACAAUAUGAUAUUGCCACUAAUGUACAAUCAUACAGGAUUAAUUGGAUCUCGAAAGCAUCUGCAGAUCAAAGAGCUGGUCGUGCUGGUCGAACAGCCCCAGGACACUGUUAUCGUAUUUAUUCAUCAACUGUAUUUCAUGAACAAUUUGAACAAUUUUCUACGCCUGAAAUUCUUCGUAUGCCGAUUGAGGGUGUUGUUUUGCAAAUGAAAGCAAUGAAUAUCGAUACCGUUGCAAAUUUUCCAUUUCCGACACCACCUGAUCGUAAUCAAUUACGUAAGGCAGAGAAAUUGCUUGUAAAUUUGGGUGCAUUAGAUGAAAAUAAUCGAAUUACAGAAUUGGGUCGAACAAUGUCGACAUUCCCGAUUUCACCUCGAUUCGCAAAGAUGUUAAUAAUUGGUCCACAGCAUGGUUGUCUUCCAUACGUUAUUGCAAUAGUUUCCCUUUUAUCAGUUGGUGAUCCGUUUAUAAAAGACUAUCAACUCGAGGAUCUUGAUGAUACUGCUCGUGAACAUAAAGAUGACAGAAACGAGAAUGAAAAUGACAACGUUAAAAAUGAUGAUGAAGAUAGUAAACUUCAGGCCCAAGAGCUUAGUCAAAUUCAAAAAUCAAAAAUAGCCGAAAAAGAACAAAGAAAAUUAAAGAGAAGCGAGUUCUUUAAAGUUCAAAAGAAACAUGCUGGUCUUGAUCCGACUAGUGAUAUUCUCAAAUUUUUGAAUGUGGUUGGUGCGUACGAAUAUGCUGGUGGUACAGAUGAUUUUUGCGAAAAGAAUUUUGUUCGGCAAAAGACUAUGCAAGAAAUCCAUAAACUUCGAGGUCAAAUCACAAAUCUUGUUUCGUCUAAUUGUCCAAAUAUAGAUGUGUACGUGGAUCCAAAGAUGAAACCUCCUUCUAAAGCACAGCUCAAGGUACUCCGUCAAAUAAUCACCGCAGGCUUUAUUGAUCAAGUAGCUGUUCGUAAAGGUUUGGUAGAUAAAUCAGCCAAUGCCGCAUCUUCAUUUAGCUCAACGCGUGGUGUUGCCUAUACAACUAUGUGGUCUGAUGAAGAUGCAUUUAUUCAUCCUUCAUCCGUUUUGUAUCAUGCCGAACCGCCAAAUUUUGUUGUAUACCAAGAAUUACAGCGAACUACUAAAAUCUGGAUGAAAGGUGUUACCGCUAUACAACCUAAUUGGCUCUCUAAGCUCGGAGAGUCAUUGUGCACGCACUCUUCAAACACUAAACAUCAUAAAGAUGCUGAAAUGAUUUCAUUCGUAAUACCCUCCUUUGGUCCAAAAAGUUGGGAAUUGCCGCCUAUUAAAGCUAUAGCCAAGCUAAUUAAUGGACGUUGGGUUUAUGGAAAAGCUUAA
Ambispora leptoticha is the source of this 2298-nucleotide messenger RNA. Lineage: Eukaryota; Fungi; Glomeromycota; Glomeromycetes; Archaeosporales; Ambisporaceae. The record is from the annotation of a GenBank genome assembly.